GACGGCGACGAUGCCCCAGUGAUCUGCCUGCUCCAGACCCGGGCCUCGCUUGACUUUCCUUCCAGGAAAGACUGUUCCCCUUGUGACCCUGCCGAGGAAAGAGACGCCGAUGGACUUACACCGGGCCGCCUUCAAGAUGGAAAACUCAUCCUACCUUCCCAACCCACUGGCAUCUCCGGCCCUGAUGGUCCUGGCCUCCACGGCGGAAGCCAGCCGGGACGCUUCCAUCCCCUGCCAACAGCCAAGACCUUUCGGAGUCCCGGUCUCGGUGGAUAAGGAUGUGCACAUCCCCUUUACCAAUGGCUCAUAUACUUUUGCCUCCAUGUAUCACCGGCAAGGCGGGGUGCCAGGGGCCUUUGCCAACCGUGACUUUCCCCCGUCUUUGCUGCACCUUCACCCCCAGUUUGCACCCCCCAACCUGGACUGCACGCCCAUAAGUAUGUUGAACCACAGCGGAGUGGGUGCUUUCCGUCCCUUUGCCUCCACGGAGGACAGGGAGAGCUACCAGUCAGCCUUCACGCCGGCCAAGCGCCUGAAAAACUGCCACGACACCGACUCGCCCCACCUGCGCUUCUCGGAUGCCGAUGGCAAGGAAUAUGAGUUUGGAGCCCAGCUGCCUUCCAGCUCCCCGGGCUCCCUCAAAGUCGAUGACACGGGGAAAAAGAUCUUUGCGGUCUCUGGCCUCAUUUCGGACCGGGAGACCUCGUCCAGUCCCGAGGACCGAAACGACAGAUAUAGAAGCGACAGCCAAAGAGGGCCACAACCGUCUGCCAGCUCCACCCACCGCUUGGUUUUAACUCUGCCCCUCUGCAAAAAGAAAGCCACCUUGUUCGACAGCCAGGCCCCCAUCUGCCCCAUCUGCCAGGUCCUGCUGCGCCCCGGCGAGCUGCAAGAGCACAUGGAGCAGGAGCUGGAGAAACUUGCACAGCUGAACAUCAGUAAGAACUCGCUGCUGAAGGAGCCCGUGGCGCCCGGCACCCCCAAGUCAAUUUUGUUGUCAGCCUCAAUCAAGCGGGAAGGGGACUCGCGAACAGCCUCGCCUCACUCCUCAGACGAUAUCCAUCACUCAGACAGAUACCAGACCUUCCUGCGCGUGCGAGCCAACAGGCAGACCCGGCUGAAUGCUCGGAUUGGGAAAAUGAAACGGAGGAAGCAAGACGAAGGGCAGGUAUGUCCCCUCUGCAGCCGGCCUCUGUCGGGAUCCGAGGAGGAGAUGAGUAGACAUGUGGAACAAUGCCUUGCAAAGAGAGAAGGCUCGUGCAUGACUGAGGAUGACUCCGUGGACAUCGAGAACGAGAACGGCAAUCGCUUUGAGGAAUAUGAGUGGUGCGGGCAGAAGAGGAUACGUGCUACCACCCUCCUGGAGGGGGGAUUCCGAGGCUCUGGGUUCAUUAUGUGCAGCGGCAAGGAGAACCCAGACAGCGACGCCGAUCUCGACGUGGACGGGGACGACACACUGGAAUACGGGAAACCACAGUACACGGAGGCCGAUAUCAUCCCGUGCACCGGGGAAGAGCCGGGCGAAGCCAAAGAGCGGGAGGCUCUCCGCGGCGCCGUCUUAAACGGCGGCACGCCCAGUACCCGAAUAACACCCGAGUUCUCCAAGUGGGCCAGCGAUGAAAUGCCCUCGACGAGUAACGGGGAGAGCAGUAAGCAGGAGGCUCUGCAAAAGACCUGUAAGAACAGCGACAUUGAGAAAAUUACAGAAGACUCGGCAGUGACGACGUUCGAAGCGCUAAAGGCUCGCGUCCGUGAGUUAGAAAGGCAGCUUUCCCGUGGAGACCGUUAUAAAUGUCUCAUUUGCAUGGACUCGUACACAAUGCCCCUGACUUCCAUUCAGUGCUGGCACGUGCACUGCGAGGAAUGCUGGCUGCGGACUCUGGUGAGGCACUUGGCUACUUCCUCGUGGGUUCCUAGACUUCUCCCCCUCCCGAUGCAUGCCCGUACCUCAGGGGAGAAGGCUCGUCCUUGAUAGGAAAUGGGCGAGGUGGGGGUCUGCGUUGACGGGGUACCCACCACCCCAGCCUGCUCGGAGUCGUGGGGUGGAACUGAGUGGCCCUGCUAACGAUUUACGAGCUGGCGGGAGGGUUCGGGCUAAGUUCCUGUCGCUUUCCAAAGGCAUUCCGCCCACCGUGCGGCUGCAGAAUUGGAUCCUAGCGUAGACGCACGUAGCUGGGAUCAGUUGCCCUGCGCCGCACGCAGCUUCUAGGAAACCCAAAGAAAAGCGUCUCUGUAAGAGAGACUGUAAUAGAUCACCUUUUUUCUUGAUACGGUUUUCUUCUCCUUUUCGGUCUACCUGAAACAGCGUUCUGCCAUGUUGAAAUAGAUUGGUUGGUUGCCUGGAAAAUCAGUAAAAUCGAUAGCUCUCAAUCCUUGGGAUUUGCCACCUUGUUAGUUUCACAGGGACACUGUUGUGUUUGUUUAAAAGUGGGGUCCUUUUCUUUCCAAACCCUGACUUUGCUUGGCUUUUGGUUUGUUUUUUAAAUCUGCUUUUAUUUUCCGCUGACCCCAACUUUUCCAUUUUGCUCGACGCGGACAGUGGGAAUUUUAAGCGAGUCGCUUGAACACAUUAGUGAGAUGCUCCAGGGUCGCACAUGGCAUGCGGGGGAUAGCACUCUUCGAAAAGCUGCUGCUGUUCAGUCCUGCAAAAUCUUAGCUUUCCAGAAUACACUGGAAAUUUGGAGCUUCAGCUAACCAGGCGAUGAUCCUUUAGAGACUGUCAUGCCUGCAGCAGUCGGUAUUAAUAGCGACCUUGGUAAUUGGCCUCUCCCUGGGCUGUAUUUUAUGGCUCUUCACAACACCCAGUCCCUGCUCAGCUUACGCAGGCCUUUUUAGGCAGUUAGCUGCACAUUGCAGACGCCGCGUAGCAGUAAGGUCUUUAGAUGCAUGUACGCGCCGUUGCCCUGGCUGAGCCUGGAUAUAAUCGAAUCCCUCCGUGCUGGCUGCAGUAGAGCGUUUCUAUCCCACGCUGGAUUUUACUUUCCCGUUCCCGUCGCCUGUCUUCUCCCCGCCGGCCUGGGAUGGUCUCUUGAGUCCACUGCCCCUCUUGGGAGCCCUUCUAAGGCUUGGCCAUGGCUUCUGUCCUGCGCGGAGAGACGUGUUCAGACGCAGUCUGGCCCCGCUCCACCCGCGGCUGUGGGGGGUAGAUGGGGACCGGGUUAGCCAUGUAGCCGCCACGCCCAGAGCAUGGCUCUGAGCACGCAGGAUGGCAGGGAACAUUCCAGCAGGACGUAGGGCGAGGUGCUGGCACUUGUGUGGGGGAAGCAAUUAAUAAGCGGCCGCUCAUCUGUUCCCCAGCCUUCCCCUCUCCCUGCAGCCGGCGGUUUAUUAAACCAGGGCCUUUCCCAAGGCACGCUCAGACUCUCCCCCUUCGCCCGAGUCUCCCAGCCUGCGUUCUCGCGUUUCUAACGUAACCAUUAAAAUGUAGCCCGAAGACAGCAAUAAAAACCCUGGAACGCCUUGGUGCUUUUGUGUCUUGAUCAAAGUCAAUGUGUGUAAUCUCGUUAAGACUGCCCCCCCCCUUUUAUUUUAUGAAUUUAAUGGCGUACAGCAGCUGGGCCCAAUGUUUAAUACUCGCCAACCUGCACUGUUCUAAUUAAGGUAUCUCCUUUUAUUUCGGGCACAAAAGAGACGUGUUUUCUUUAACAAGCAAGGAGCUGUUGGGUAGCGUGGAAUAAUUGCUGCUGUUACCUUUCCCUGGGUAGAGAGCCAGCUCCCCACGGGGGCGGCAAGGGAAGCGGCACACAUGGAAAGAUUGGG
Pelodiscus sinensis (Chinese soft-shelled turtle) is the source of this 3759-nucleotide messenger RNA. The record is from RefSeq and is a predicted model, not a curated record. Lineage: Eukaryota; Metazoa; Chordata; Testudines; Trionychidae.